GCUAUGAUGACGUAACGUCUCUCUUGUCUCACGUGACUCUUGUUUCGUCGCUUGUGAAAAUUUUCUGGAAUCGAAAUCCUUGUUUUUCGAGUCGUUGACUGGAUUAGCUAACAUUGUAUAACCUGAUAUGAACAUUGAACGCGUUCAGUCGAAGUUUCUGAGCAGUUAGCUGAGGUAGCGUCUCAGAGAGCGCGUCUAAAGGUGUGUAAGUUUGAGAGAGGGAAAAUUAAUGUUGUUGAGGUCGCAGGAUGCCCCGCCGGAAGCGCACGCUGGAUGAAAGCGGAAGAAGAGCUAAAGUCAGCAGAGUGGAGCACAAUGAGGAGACCCUGGUUAUAUCUGAUUCUGAUCAAGAGGAGGAGGACGAUAGUUCCCUUAAACGGUCCUCUCGGACAUCCCGGAGGAGACGAAGAGAGAACGAGUCCCAACUACAAGAGAUGACGGAAGAAGAGAUGUUGCUCUUGGCCAUGAGACUGAGCGCUCAGGAAGCCAACAGUGCAGCACAGAGACAGAGACAGCUGGAAGACAGCGACAUACAGAAAGCCAUAGAAGAAAGUCUUCAUGAGAGCGCUGUAAACGACUCGCAGGGUCAGGAUGAAGCCGCCAGCUCUUCAGGGCAACCGCAGCAGGAUGUAGCAAACACAGUAUUGCACUUGAGACGAAAGCUGUCUUACCCCAGACCAGAUCCGACACACAGCGAGACUGAGAGGGAAAACACUAGUCCGCUGCUAGAAAUGCCUGAUCUGUCACAGACGACCUCCUCGAGGAGUUCAACGCAGCUCUCCAAGACUCCUGCGACCUCUCAGGACAAAACCUCAGAUAAACUGACAGUCAUCAGCGACACUCCGGAGGAUGAGCUCUUCAAGUCUCGCUCAGAGUCCCAGAUGUCCCCUGUCUUCCCCCUGCAUCGCAGCUUGAUUCGCCAUUCUGUAGUAUGUGUGGAGAAACUGAGUCAGGAACUCAUCCCGGGGAGCGCAGGCCCAAUGAACUUUCACCCCGAGGACACCUGCGCCGACAGGUUUCUGUCCCCACAGAAGGACUCGCCUGUUUCCAAACGGCCUGUCUCCACUCAGGAUCGCUUCAAACCAACAAGCCAUCUGCCAGAGGACAAAGAUGGCCAUCGAGAUGCCAACGGGGAGGAAGACGAUACUCAAAUACCUGAUGAAGAUACUCCUUUAGCAACACAGCUAAGCCAAGGUUUGAGCACAGAUCCAGAUACGUGCCUUUCACCUUCUAGAAGAUCCCAGAUAUCAAGCCCCAAAUGUGUGCCUGAAAACAGCAAUGAAGACAUCACUGAAACGAGUAACAAUCCUGACCAAAAGCAAGUGGAGGAUCAAACCACUCAGGGUGAGAAUGUAAAAUCUGACACUGAAAAAGCUCCAAACCAGUCUUGGAAUGAAUUUACCAGUCACAUGGUCUUGCAUUUAGCAGAUGAGGAUGAUGAUGAAGAAGAAGAGGUUGUCUUUCCAAGCCCAGUCAAGAAGAUUUCAAUCAGGACUGGGCUUUCCCCAAACCAGUCCUGUGUAUCUUCAGCGACCAUCACCCUCGAUUCUUCCACACAAGGCACGCAAAUGUCCCGGUCUGUCCUGGAGGAGGACUCGAGGGCGUCCAAAGGUGCUGAGUCCCAACCCUCUGACCGUAAACCGACACAUACUUCAGUGGGAAAAAAAGGACCAUGCACAAUCUCAUACUACUGGGGAGUGCCUUUCUGUCCCAUGGGGCAAAGCCCGGACGAGUACACGCGUGUGAUCAUGUGUCAGAUGGAGGUGUACGAGAAGAGCCUGAAGGAGGCCCAGCGGAAGCUGCUGCGCAAAGCAGAUUGGGGGCAGCCCGUGUUGCCCGGCUCCUCAGAGAGGCCGUUCGCUGGGAGGAGAUGGAAGCGCAACAGGGCUCCUCAGCUGUCGGAGGAUGAGGAGGACAAUGAAGAAGAAAAGAACAGAAAAGCAGUAGAAGAAGAGAGGGAGGAAGAGAGGCAGGGGUCUGUGGCGGGGUCACAGGAGGAGGCUGAGGGAGGACAGACUGAAACAUACGUAGUUGUGUCUUCUCCAGAGACUAAAGAUGAGCAGGAGAACUAG
Molecule: messenger RNA, 2072 nt
Organism: Pimephales promelas (fathead minnow)
Lineage: Eukaryota; Metazoa; Chordata; Actinopteri; Cypriniformes; Leuciscidae
Source: RefSeq, a predicted model, not a curated record